Messenger RNA from Nicotiana attenuata, 333 nucleotides. RefSeq names its product craniofacial development protein 2-like. The transcript has a single exon. Gene Ontology annotation, biological process: chromatin remodeling. Gene Ontology annotation, cellular component: nucleus. Bases 1 to 333 code for a protein of 110 amino acids. NCBI's taxonomy places the organism in Eukaryota, Viridiplantae, Streptophyta, Magnoliopsida, Solanales, Solanaceae. The record is from RefSeq and is a predicted model, not a curated record.
AUGACUAUUAAGUUGGUGGUGGGUGAGUGUACUUUAAAUGUCGUUAGCGCGUACCCGCCGCAAGCAGGCUUGGAUGAGGAGAUUAAAAGGCGCUUUUGGGAGGAGUUGGAUGAGAUCGUUCGUAGUAUCCCGCCUUCCGAGAGGUUAUUCACAGGAGGAGAUUUCAAUGGUCAUAUUGGGUCGUCUGCAGGUGGUUAUACUGAGGUGCAUGGCGGCUUCGGUUUCGGGGAGAGGAACGGAGGGGGCACUUCGCUGUUGGACUUUGCCAAGGCAUUCGAUGUAGUGAUUGCGAACUCAAGUUUUCCAAAGCGGGAGGAGCAUUUGGUUACUUAG